AUGGAGGCGGAGUCCCCCAGGUCCGAGGGUUCCUCCUCUUCCGCCCCCGCGGCCCCAUCUGUGCCGCCGGUGCGGAAGCUGAACGGGGGCCGCGGCAGGAGGGCGGCGGGGCCGCCGAGGAAGGCCCCAACCAUGCCGACGCCGGAGGAGCUGGUGGCGCUGUACGAGUCGCAGGGGAUGGAGCCGAGGGAGGCGUCACUGCGGGUCAUCAAGGACCUGCAGGCCGUCCUCUACCGGACGAUGGCCUCCGGGAGGGGGAAGAGGGACCGUUUCACGGCCGACACCGGGCGCAAGCUGGACAAUGUCGGCGCCCGCCUCGCCAUCGUCGAGAUGAAGCUCGACUCCAAACCCGGGUACCCGCACCUGCUCGCCCUCGGCGUGGCCGCCGGCGCCGUGCUCCAGGGAGUCGGCAGCGCGGCGCCGCACGUCCUCGGCGCCUUCGGCAAGAUGUGGCGGGCCGUCCUCUCGGCCGGCCGCUAG
This is a messenger RNA of Spirodela intermedia, 480 nucleotides long. The record is from the annotation of a GenBank genome assembly. NCBI's taxonomy places the organism in Eukaryota, Viridiplantae, Streptophyta, Magnoliopsida, Alismatales, Araceae.